Molecule: messenger RNA, 2783 nt
Organism: Cydia pomonella (codling moth)
Lineage: Eukaryota; Metazoa; Arthropoda; Insecta; Lepidoptera; Tortricidae
Gene: simj
Product: transcriptional repressor p66-alpha
Exons: 21
Coding region: 239-2527 (762 amino acids)
Biological process (GO): negative regulation of transcription by RNA polymerase II
Cellular component (GO): NuRD complex
Source: RefSeq, a predicted model, not a curated record
UAGGGCUUAAUUGUUAUUGGCUACUUUUCGGCAUUCUUGUUUAUGUAACCAAUUAAACGCAUUUAUUAACAUCCACGAGUUUGUGAGAUAUGGCAUAGUGCAAUGAAAACCCAUUAAUUAAUUGUAGUCGUACGCAUUGAAAAUGGCUGAAUUGUUUUUUCGUGAAUUACAAUAAAUUAAUUUCAAUGCUAAUUCCGACUGUAAAAUUGACUAAAAUCAAAAUUUCGUAGUCGCGAGUAUGGAUGUGGACGAUUCAGCUGUUGACCUGAGCGUCAGGUCUUUGCCCCCUGAGUUGAGCGAGCUCCGUGCUCUGACGGCCAGUGGGUUGACCAUAACGCCGGCGCAGCCUCCCCCACAUCAUCCCGGGAAGAUUAUUGAUAGAGGAGCAAGUGGCAAGCGCGUGCUGCGGCCGCGCUCGGAGCAGCGCAGCUACGCCGAGAGCCCGGACAUCGUGCUGCUGCCCGCCGCGCCACCGCACCGCAAGCCCAGCAUCGCUCCUUUCACUGACAUGAGCAGCAAGAUGAAUUCUUCAUCAGCGGUUAACGUGUCCAUAACUGCCGCGGCCGCGCCCGAGUCCCCGCGGGACCCCCGCGACGACGACUCGUCCGACGAUGAGAACGAGCCCCCCAUCCCUCCUGUAGACCGGGAACUCUCAAGCGCAGAGAUAUGGGAGCGUGAGCGUCUAGUUCGCGCUUUGCGCGAAAAGCUUCGCGCCGAGGAAACGCGGUUGGUUCUACUGCGGAAGAUACGACAGUCGCAGUGCGCGCCGCCGAAGGCGGAGCCAGCGGGAGGCACGGGCACGGGCACGGCGCUGGCGGGGUCGGGCUGCGUGGUGCCGCCCGGCGUCACCGUCACGCCCGCGCCGCCGCCCGCCCACCAGCAGAACAAGGUACACUACACACACUGGACACGGGCACGGGCACGGGGUCGGGCUGCGUGGUGCCGCCCGGCGUCACCGUCACGCCCGCGCCGCCGCCCGCCCACCAGCAGAACAAGGUACACUACACACACUGGACACGGGCACGGGCACGGGGUCGGGCUGCGUGGUGCCGCCCGGCGUCACCGUCACGCCCGCGCCGCCGCCCGCCCACCAGCAGAACAAGGUACACUACACACACUGGACACGGGCACGGGCACGGGGUCGGGCUGCGUGGUGCCGCCCGGCGUCACCGUCACGCCCGCGCCGCCGCCCGCCCACCAGCAGAACAAGCGGGCGAGCAGCACGGCGAGCUCGAGCUCGAGCGCGGCCGCGGCCAGCUCGAGCCGCCGCACCUCCAGCCUGCCCGGCGGCGCCACGCUCACGCCGGGGCCCUAUCGCACGCAGUCGUCCGGCAGCGGCGCGAGCAUCACGCCGUCCGUCACCAUCACGCCGGCGCCGCCGCCCGCCGCCAGCGCCAAGGCGAGCUCGCGCAGCGGCGAGGAGUCGCAGACGCCGGCGCAGCGCCAGGCGGCCGCCAAGCUGGCCCUGCGCAAGCAGCUGGAGAAGACACUACUGCAGAUCCCGCCGCCCAAGCCGCCGCCGCCGGAGAUGAACUUCAUCCCCUCCCCCUCCAACACCGACUUCGUCUAUUUAGUCGGUCUGGAGCACGUGGUGGACUACCUGACUAACGAGGACCGCAUGCCCCGUUCAACAGUCCCGGCGGUGUGCGCGCAGUGCGGCUGCGACUUCACGCCCGUGUGGCGCUGGGAGCGCGCGCCGGCGCGCCGCCUCGACCCCACCUUCACCGCGCCGCCCGCCCCGCCGCAGGCGCGCCGCCUGUGCGAGCUGUGCGUCUCCGGCAACGUCAAGCGCGCGCUCAAGGCGGAGCACACGGCGCGGCUGAAGACGGCGUUCGUGCGCGCGCUGCAGCAGGAGCAGGAGAUCGAGCGGCGCCUGUCCGCCGCCUGCGCCUCGCCGCCCGCGCCGCCCGCGCCCGCGCCGCCGCCCGCGCACGCGCACCGCCCGCAGAUGUCGGUGACGCGCACGAGCGCGGGCGCGCGCGCCGCGGCCACGCCGCCCGCCGCGCCGCCCGCCAAGCCCGCGCCCGCGCCGCCCGCCAGCAGCCGCAGCUCGGCGCUGGCCUCGUCGCUGGAGCGGCACCACGAGCGGCGCGCGGACGGCGAGGCGCCCGCCAAGAAAGGUAAAGCAGGCUCGUCUUCGAGCAGCACAAGCCAGAGUAGCAGCAGCAAGCCGCAUCAGCAGUUCGCGGCGGCGGCGGCGGCGCAGAUGGCGUUCGAGCAGCACUCGGCGGCCGCCAUGCAGGCCCUCCAGCACCAGCUGUUGCGAGGUCUAAGCGGCGCGGGCGCCAGCGGCAGCAUGUCGCCGGCGGCGGCCGCGGCCGCCAUGAUGCAGUUCAGCCCGCUGCUCUACACGUACCAGCUCGCCAUGGCGCAGGCCUCGGCGCUGGGCAAGCGGUCGGGUAAAAACAGCGGCGGCAGCAGCAGCGCGGCCAUGGCGGAGAUGCAGCGCGUAGCGGAAGCUCAGCGCCAGUACCUGCUCGACAUGAUCCCCGGCCAGCAUGCCCGCAACCCCUGGACCAAGAACUAGCGAGGAUCGGAGGCUUCGGAUGAAAUAUUUAGGUAAAGACUAGUAAGAAAUUUACAUAGGUAAGCACCCAAGGAGUGGGCUUGUCGUAACAUAAGGAUCUUUUUAACGUUUUAAUUAUAAAUUAAUGAUACAUAAUAAAGCACAAGAUUUAAAAUACGUAAUUGUCUAGACGACCGGUAAGUUACAGUAAUAAAUGUAAUUAAUUUAAGACGAUCUUUUUGUAUGUCUGGUUUAAAUAAUAAAUAAUUUUAAGAUA